This is a messenger RNA of Phlebotomus papatasi, 2101 nucleotides long. RefSeq names its product RYamide receptor. Gene Ontology annotation, biological process: G protein-coupled receptor signaling pathway. Gene Ontology annotation, cellular component: membrane. Bases 362 to 1870 code for a protein of 502 amino acids. The record is from RefSeq and is a predicted model, not a curated record. The transcript is spliced from 7 exons. Gene Ontology annotation, molecular function: neuropeptide Y receptor activity. NCBI's taxonomy places the organism in Eukaryota, Metazoa, Arthropoda, Insecta, Diptera, Psychodidae.
AAGUUCAUCUCGAGCGGUGGUGCUUUUUUAUUCGUCAAAAGAAAAAUUGACUUUUCCGGCGCACUUUUUUCUUGUGCCAUUCAAAAAAAAAUCCAACUUCCUGAAUUUCCCUAAAUAAAAGAAUUAGUGAAAACCGCCAAUUGUCAUUGGGCGUGAUUGGAAUUUUUAUGAGUCAAUUAUUUGAGUUGAAUGAUUACUUUCACAAGUUUUUUUUUGCCACCCGCAUGAUUUGGCGUGAGUGAAAGUUACCAAAAAGAAAAGUUCUCAGUGCAAAAAAUAUAACUUCCUAUGCUGAUGUCUAUAAUUUUGUGUGUGGCAGAGGAAACUUUCUGAUAAAUCUCCCUCAAUUUCACGUGUCUAAAUGGCUGAUGUAGAUAUAAAUAGCACAAUCUACAAGCAGCCAUUCAAUGCAACAUUCAAUUAUUCUGAUCUGCAAGAGCUCAGUGUGGAUGAUCUUCUCUAUGAUGUCCCGGUGGGCAUCGUUGUCUUGCUAUCUAUAUUCUAUGGUACUAUUAGUAUAUUGGCGGUUAUCGGAAAUGGUUUGGUCAUCUGGAUUGUCGCUACAACUCGUCAAAUGCAGACAGUCACAAAUCUCUUCAUUGCCAAUUUGGCCCUAGCUGAUGUUAUUAUUGGAAUGUUUGCCAUUCCUUUCCAGUUUCAGGCCGCUCUCCUACAACGCUGGAAUUUACCAGAUUUUAUGUGUGGCUUCUGCCCAUUUGUUCAGCUCCUUAGCGUUAAUGUGUCAGUUCUUACAUUGACGGCAAUAGCUGUGGACCGCCAUAGAGCUAUUCUUAAUCCACUAAGAGCAAGACAGUCUAAAAACGUAUGCAGACUUAUUAUUGGAUGUAUUUGGAUUAUAUCCAUUAUUUUGGCAGCUCCUGUUUGCUAUGCCAUGGAAGUCAAACAAGUAAAGGAGUAUGUUACACGUGAAGGUGACAUCAUUGCCCUAUGGAAACCAUUCUGCAAUAACGAGAAUUUAACAGAUGAGCAAAUGAAGAUUUAUCGGUACAUUUUAGUGCUUGUUCAGUAUUUGAUCCCGUUCUGCGUAAUUAGUUUUGUUUAUAUCCAAAUGGCUGUACGCCUUUGGGGUUCAAAAACACCGGGAAAUGCUCAAAAUGACCGAGAUGUUACGCUUUUGAAGAACAAGAAGAAGGUGAUAAAGAUGUUGCUGAUUGUUGUGGCUCUCUUUGGAGUUUGCUGGCUUCCACUACAACUCUACAAUAUUCUCCAAGCUACAUGGCCAGGAAUCAAUGACUAUCGCUACAUUAACAUAAUUUUCUUUUGCUCUGACUGGAUUGCAAUGAGCAAUUCAUCAUAUAAUCCCUUCAUCUAUGGCAUUUACAACGAAAAGUUCAAGAGGGAGUUCAGCAAACGAUGUCCUUUCUGCCGUUUAGGAUUCGAUAAUGGGGACUACAGUGAGAAGUCUGUGUACACACGCGUAAGUUCCAUUCGAUCCAACUACACGAACACAUCUACACGACAAAAGAUCCAAAAUCACAGUCACGUGACCCCAAACAAUCUCAUUGUUUGUCAUGUUGAAGGAAAAAAGGCACAUCAUCGUGGUGCAGUGGAAUGGAAAGCUGUGAAAAAUUGCAUUUUUGGUGAUCGACAGAAGGCAAAUUAUUCAUCGGCCAAUGUCCAAAAAGGCGAGUGCACCAAUUGCGGCAGCAAAAUUGGUGAAUACAGUGAUAUAUUGUACCAUGAGUCACUGGCACCAAGGAAGAAGCAGAACAACACUUCGGAUACAGAAUUGUUCACAUUCUCCUCGCCCACAAUAAGCCAUGAGGACGGCCUGGAGAGUGGUGAAGAAGGGCGACAUGCACGACAAGGUGUCGCUUCUGGAAUUCUGUUUGAGGAUAUUGAUCUCUAGAGUGAAGGACGUCUAUGUAAGAGGACGGCUAAGAAAACGAAUGCCAUUCCGGAGAAUACUCUCUUUCUGUUCAUUGUCUUAAUUCGAGAAAUUGUCUGUUUCUUGUUAGUUUAACUUGUCCAUUCUUCUCCUUCUCAAUUAAAUUUCCAUCUUGUCAUCAAAGUAAUAGCUUCAAAAUAUAUCUUUUAUUUAUUCAAAGUCUUAAAUUUAGUAUAUUAUUCUUUAACCUUA